AUGUUGUUGCAUUCUGGGAGGAGUCCAGGUCUAAAUCAGGCUAAAUUAGCGUCCCCGUCACCCCACCGUCCCCCGCCCCCCCAAUGCCCCUAUCACCCCACCGCCCACCGUCACCCUACCGCCCCUCUCACCCCACCAUCACCCCACCGCCCCAUCACCCCCUCACCGCCCCAUCAACCACCCUCACCCCACCGCCACCCUUCCGCUCCUCUCACCCCACCAUCACCCCACCGCCCCUAUCACCCCACCAUCACCCCACCGUCCCCCGCCCCCCAAUGCCCCUAUCACCCCACCGCCCACCGUCACCCUACCGCUCCUCUCACCCCACCAUCACCCCACCGCCCACCGUCAUCCUACCGCCCCUCUCACCCCACCAUCACCCCACCGCCCCAUCACCCCCUCACCGCCCCAUCACCCCCCUCACCCCACCGCCACCCUUCCGCUCCUCUCACCCCACCAUCACCCCACCGCCCUAUCACCCCACCAUCACCCCACCGUCCCCCGCCCCCCCAAUGCCCCUAUCACCCCACCGCCCACCGUCACCCUACCGCUCCUCUCACCACACCAUCACCCCACCGCCCCCAUCACCCCACCAUCACCCCACCGCCCCCAUCACCCCACCAUCACCCCACCGCCCACCGUCAUCCUACCGCCCCUCUCACCCCACCAUCACCCCACCGCCCCAUCACCCCCCUCACCGCCCCAUCACCCCCCUCACCCCACCGCCCACCGUCACCCUUCCGCUCCUCUCACCCCACCAUCACCCCACCGCCCCAUCACCCCCCUCACCGCCCCCAUCACCCCCCUCACCCCACCGCCCACCGUCACCCUUCCGCUCCUCUCACCCCACCGCCCCAUCACCCCCCUCACCCCACUGCCCACCAUCACUCCUCAACCCACCAUCACCCCACCGCCCCCCCUCACCUCACACCAUCACCCCAACCCCCACUCACCCAAACGCCCACCAUCACCCCCCACCAUCACCCCACCGCCCCCUCACCCCACCGCCCCCUCACCCCACCGCCCCCUCAACCCACCGUCAUCCUCACCCCACCGCCCACCGUCACUCCACCGCCCCCCCUCACCCCACCGUCAUCCUCACCCAACCAUUCCCCACUCACCCCACGUCAUCCUCACCCCACCGCCCCUCACCCCACCGUCAUCCUCAUCCCAACGUCAUCCUCACCCCACCGCCCCCUCACCCCACCGCCCCCCUCACCCCAUCGUCAUCCUCACCCCACCUUCAUCCUCACCCCACCGUCAUCCUCACCCCACCGUCAUCCUCACCCCACCGCCCCCCUCACCCCACCGUCAUCCUCACCCCACCGCCCCCUCACCCCACCGCCCCCUCACCCCACCGUCAUCAUCACCCCACCGUCAUCCUCACCCCACCGCCCCCCUCACCCCACCGUCAUCCUCACCCCACCGCCCCCUCACCCCACCGCCCCUCACCCCACCGUCAUCCUCAACCAACCAUUCCCCACUCACCCCACCUUCCCCACUCACCCCAGUCACAACACAGCCCUCCUCAGCCCCACUACAGUUACAUGA
Messenger RNA from Salmo salar (Atlantic salmon), 1551 nucleotides. Lineage: Eukaryota; Metazoa; Chordata; Actinopteri; Salmoniformes; Salmonidae. The record is from RefSeq and is a predicted model, not a curated record.